Molecule: messenger RNA, 1959 nt
Organism: Jaminaea rosea
Lineage: Eukaryota; Fungi; Basidiomycota; Exobasidiomycetes; Microstromatales
Exons: 3
Coding region: 495-1742 (415 amino acids)
Source: RefSeq, a predicted model, not a curated record
GCUUCGUCGAGCUCAGCUCGAUGAGCGAGCGACUAGCGAGGCUUCCUUCUCUACUCAUCACUACAACUCCUCCCCUUCCUCACCACUCACCCCAAAAGAUACAACGACCGCUGCCUCUCCUCCUCGGAGCACGCCGAAUCAGCCGAGGUCGCCCAGCCCGCGCCUGCGCCUGCGCAUCUCUCGCCCACUCCCCGCUCCGCCUCCUCUUCGCCGACGUCGUCGCCCGCGUCAUGCGUCAUCGCCUCUGGAGAAGACAUUGUCCACGUCCUCAUCAAUAGAUAGCGGCCUAGGCGUUUGACCGCUUCGAGCAGAAGUGGGGCACGCUGAGGCCAAGUCAAGCCAGUAGGGUGGUGGAGCUCUUCUGUGCAGAGUCCUGCGUGCGAGCGGCCUGCGCCUUACCCGCCGACAUCGGGGCUACGCUGGAGAGGGAGCGCGACCAAAGGCAGAGUGGAGCCCGCGCCGCCACAUCUUCAUCAGCAACAGCCUCGUCAUCGAUGCCCGCGGCUCGCAACUCUUCCCCUUCCUUCUCGCUCCCAGCACGUCACGCGCACGUACAGGCCCCGGCCCCGGCCCCGGCCCCGACCCCGACCUCGAUCCCUGCGCUGGCCGUUGGCUCACUCCCACUGCCUGCUCCAGCAGCGGUGCCUGCAGUGUUAAGACAGGCAGCGGCGUCGCCCUCGCCAUCCACAGCCGGACCUGUCGCUUCGCUCCCUCCUUCACUCGGCACCUCCGACACCGGCGCCGCUUCAUCCUCGGACGAGCUGGCUCAGCUUCCCCUCUGGCUUGCCUUGUGGCGCUUCAGCGACCAUCCCAGCCAGGAAAGGAUGACGGACUUCACUGACCAGAUCCUCGAUCUCAUCAAGGAUGUCCUGAGGUUAAUCGGGAGGCAGCCGGACUACGAGUUCGUGCUGCAAGUCAUGUGGAGAGUCGAAAAAGCUUUGGCUGGGAUGGAGAUCGGGCGUGACGGGGUGAGAAGGCACCGUGUCUUCGCGGAUGCCCAGACCAGGAUGCAGGGGGAGAGGCAGGCAGAGGUGGUUAUCGUCGUAGACUUCCUCCUUUGGCAAAGCAGCGCCACUCACGACAUCGCCUCGUACGACAAUGGCUUCAAGCAAGGGGUGUACGAGCACUACCCUCUGCCCCAGUUCCUUGGUUUCGUCACUGAGGAUGGGGAGCCAUGCAAGGGGAGGUACAGGGACAUGAUGGAGGCUGGUGAGAUGCGGCGCGUGCUCAAUCACAUGUCAGCGCGCCGUGCGCAGGCAUUGAAGCGGAUGGAGUACUUGCGCCCUGCCUUUUACACCGGUUGCCACCGAGCUGCGCCUGGGUUCCAGGAGGAUGGGGAGGCGGACGAGAUGGAGAUGGUCUCCAAGAAGCAGCUGCAUUACCACGAGAAUGCACGCAGCUUUGACAAGACGCUCCAUGUCCGGGCGAGGCUCAAGAGUGGGGCAAGCGGCGAGGAGGGCAAGGCAGGUGGCAGUGGGCGCGAUGGAGGGGGGACCGGACAGGCGAGAGCAGAGGGCAGCACGUCUGGCGGCGGCUUGUUGAAGAGGCCCAUGGGGAAAGGGGGGAUGAGGCCGGCACCUCGCACGCAGCGCGGGAAGAACGACGUCUUCUCUCCCUACUGGCCUCUUCCCUCUCUGCACGGUCGAGGCAUUUGCGGCAGGGACGCAGGAAGGGAGGAGGGGCGGCGAAUCUCUUGUGGAUUGGGCUUGGAGGCACUUUCGCGAGAAAGACGCCGACAGUGAGGAGCAAGCGAGCAUCUGCCCGUUGAGGGGUGUCCACUCAUGCUCACAGGGCUGGCAGAACGCGAGGGCAGCGGCGAGAAAGGAGGGGAAGGAGAUGACGGAGGAGCUCUCAAGUGAGCACGUUCGACGUAGGCACGCCACGAUCAGAGGCCACGUCGGACACCACGAUGAGCAGCUAGAGGCCAUCAUUCAAUCGAACCCCGUUCACUCACCUGAG